CUCUGGCAUCGUCUUCCCAUCAGGCAAAAUGAAAAUCCUUGUGGUAUUUCUGGCGCUGGCCAUCUUUGGGACACAAUCUCAUGGAUACGAGGUUUUUAACAUCAUCAGCCCCAACAGCAAUGGUGGCAAUCUUCAGGAGACAGUGACAAUUGACAAUCAAAAAAAUAUCGCCAUCGUUAACAUCCAUGCAGGAUCAUGCUCCUCUACCACGAUUUUUGACUAUAAACAUGGCUACAUCGCAUCCCGGGUGCUCUCCCGAAGAGCCUGCUACAUCCUGAAGAUGGACCAUAAGGCCAUCCCCGCUCUGGACGAACUAAAACGAUACAUCUACGAGAAACAGGCUAUGAAGAACAUGUACUCUGACAAAUACUUCUGGGUCAAGUAUAACCCGCUACAGUCUAUGAUGAUACACACAGACUGGCUUCUGUUCGGCUCCCCCAUCAGGCAGCUCUGCAGUCAUGUGCCCCUGUACAAGGGGGAAGUGGUUGACAAGUUAGAUAAUGUCAGUGCUGGCGUCUGUUCGAAGGCUGGACUCCUGGGCAUCUUUGGAAUCUCCAUUUGCGCAGGCGUUAGUGUUUAGGCAUCAACCCACCGGCGUUGCCUUUUCCAAGACACCCACCCUUGGUUUCCACUCAGUGGCCAAAUUAAGUUCUUUCCCCACGCCCCAACUAAUGUUGAGACUCAGUGGUAAAACAUAAAUCCUAUAUCUACAGA
Ailuropoda melanoleuca (giant panda) is the source of this 714-nucleotide messenger RNA. RefSeq names its product gastrokine 2 (gene GKN2). Lineage: Eukaryota; Metazoa; Chordata; Mammalia; Carnivora; Ursidae. The transcript has 6 exons. The coding region runs from base 29 to 580 and encodes 183 amino acids. The record is from RefSeq and is a predicted model, not a curated record.